This is a messenger RNA of Anarrhichthys ocellatus (wolf-eel), 2761 nucleotides long. RefSeq names its product testican-2. Gene Ontology annotation, biological process: anatomical structure development. Bases 25 to 1272 code for a protein of 415 amino acids. The record is from RefSeq and is a predicted model, not a curated record. Gene Ontology annotation, molecular function: protein binding; extracellular matrix binding; calcium ion binding. The transcript is spliced from 11 exons. NCBI's taxonomy places the organism in Eukaryota, Metazoa, Chordata, Actinopteri, Perciformes, Anarhichadidae.
CCCAGACCAAACUGCCCGAGCAACAUGGUCGUUUUAAGAAUCGUCGCGUGCCUGUGCCUGCUGGUGGGCUUCUCGCUCCAGGUGGACGUGAAAAGUGGGAAAGAGGCAGGAAAAGCCGGGAAUUUCAUGGAAGAUGAGCAAUGGCUGUCAACCAUCUCCCAGUACGGGCGUAAGAUGAAGCACUGGAAUCGCUUCAGAGACGAAGUCGAGGAUGACUACAUCAAAAAUAUGGAGGACAACACGGGCUCCGAUGAAACCAUGGACACCACCAAGGACCCGUGCCAGAAUGUGAAGUGCAGCCGCCAUAAGGUGUGCGUCGCUCAGGGCUACCAGAGGGCCAUGUGUGUCAAUCGCAAGAAACUGGAGCAAAGAGUCAAACAGUCGGGGCAGCUGGAGGCUCAGGAAAACAGCUGCAAGCCCUGUCCUGUUGCUGCCUCCUCACCUGUAUGUGGCUCUGAUGGACACAACUACGCCUCUGAGUGUAAGCUGGAGCAGCAGGCCUGCCUCACAGGCAAAGAGCUGAGCAUCAUGUGUGCUGGCUUCUGCCCCUGCGCCACAGCCUCCGUUACCCUCUCAAAUACUGACACAAAACGCGAGAGCUGCACUGGCCAGGACCUGGCAGACUUGGGAGACCGCCUGAGAGACUGGUUCCAACUCCUUCAUGGAAACGCGAAGCAGAAUAACUCUGGCAAGCUCAGAGCUGGCACCGCUUCAGUGCUGGACAAGAGCCUUGUAGCCAGCUGCAGGGACUCCAUCGGCUGGAUGUUCUCAAGGCUGGACACCAACAGUGACCUGUAUCUGGACCAGGCUGAGCUGGCUGCUAUUAACCUGGACAAGUACGAGGUCUGCAUCCGACCCUUCUUCAACUCCUGUGACAGCUACAAGGAUGGGAAGGUCUCUACAGCAGAGUGGUGCCUCUGCUUUUGGAGAGAAAAGCCGCCGUGCCUCGCUGAGCUGGAGAGGAUCCAAGUGCAGGAGGCGGCCAAGAAGAAGCCCGGAGUGUACAUUCCCAGCUGCGAUGAGGACGGCUACUACAGGAAAGUUCAGUGUGACCAGAGCCGAGGGGAGUGCUGGUGCGUCGACCAGGAUGGAGGAGAGAUGAUGGGCACCAGAAUCCACGGCAACCCUGACUGCGAUGAAGCAGCGGGAUAUUCUGGAGAUUUGGGGAGUGGAGUGGGAUGGGAGGAUGAAGAGGAGAAGGAGGCAGAGGACACCGGAGAGGAGGAGGAAGAGGAGGAGGGCGAGGCAGACGAUGGAGGAUACAUCUGGUAGAAUUGACUGACCCCACGCGGAGAGCCGUGUCACAGCCACUGGCCUGAAAAUCUACAGGGAUGGCUCUCUCUUCAAAGCAAAAGAUUUUGGGAUCGGACCUGGGAGGCAUGGAGUUGUGUAUCAUCCUGGUGGGAUAUGUGGGUCUGGUCAGGUCCAGGGAUGAGACAGAUGACCAGUUUUUGUCUUAGAUAUGUGUAAGUGCUUCAUUCUCUCGUCUCUGUUUUUUGAGCGACAGAGCUUUUUGUUUUGCCGUCCUGAAAAGCAGGACCCACUGACUACUGCACCAUAGGUAGCUAAAGUCCAUCAGAAUUCCUAUCUUGUCCAACCGCCAUCUAUGCAUAUAGAGAUUACCAGUAAUUUUGUAUUGUGUGAACAAUUGCUUGAGUAUUAGAGUCGCUGUCCCACUGGAAUGACUAGAGAUCAGAAUUGAAAUAGUCAUUUUGGGAAACAUGCUUGUUUGCUCUCUUGCAAAGUUUUAUGAGAAACUCGAUACCACUCUUGUGUAGAAUAUAAAGCUAGAGCCAGGAGACGGUUACCUGAGCUUAGCAUAAAGAAACAGGGGAACAGUUGUCUCUGUCGGAAGUAAAAAAGAACAACAAUCGGACCUACCAAAACCUCCAAAUCAUACUAGAUAACAUCUUUUAUCUUGUUUGUUCAAUCAGUAAAAAAAAAAACACAGUACAACAACGACAUUUUGCAUUAUUAUGAAGACUAUCCAGGAAGUCAUUCAAAUUCAAAUUCUUUAUGCAGUUUUUGUACGGAUUAAGCAAACAAAACUGCUUCAGGUUUCAGUCUUUAGUGAAUGAUUAUGUCACUGUUGUGUUCACAGCUGGUUUCUGCCGCCUUCAAGUGGCCAAAUACAUGAGCUAAGCUAACCUCUCAGUCGUAGCUUCAUAUUUACCGUACACACAAGAGACUUCUCAUCUACCUCGAAAUAGAUAGCAAAUAAGCUUAUUUCCCAAAAUAUCAAACUAUUUCAUUUAAGUUCAGUGUAAUGUGGUUAUGUGUGUUUCAGGUUGCCACGGUUUUAAGCUACUUUUAUGAUAAUGGUGCACCACAGCUCAUAGCAGUUUUUAAAUCUUACGUGGAUGCACACAACUAUAAAGGACCUACAUUUCCAGUUGGAUGACUUUUAUUGAAAACCUGUAGAAUGUACUAUAGCGGCCCAAACUACAGUAGAAACCACUAGUCGCUGUCCUCUGCUAACGCUGAAAUCAUGUCAAAGAAUGUGCCACAACUAUGUUUUAUUCUGAGUUUGCAACUGGAAAAACUGUAUUUUGUGUUUUUAAAAAAAAGAAAUGUGUGCAUUACUUGAAGUUCUGUGUGUAUACUUGAAUUCACAUUAUCUUUUUCUAUGAUAAUAUUGUUGCCAUGUCUUCAUUCAUGCUAUUGGUAGGCCAGAUGUUUGGUUGUUUGUAGUAUUGCAUGUUAGUGAAUAAGAAUGUACUUCUAGGCUGAGCACUUUACUAAUAAAGGCACUGGAGCCAAA